Molecule: messenger RNA, 1153 nt
Organism: Rosa rugosa (rugosa rose)
Lineage: Eukaryota; Viridiplantae; Streptophyta; Magnoliopsida; Rosales; Rosaceae
Exons: 5
Coding region: 99-1001 (300 amino acids)
Biological process (GO): microtubule cytoskeleton organization
Cellular component (GO): cytoplasmic microtubule
Molecular function (GO): microtubule binding
Source: RefSeq, a predicted model, not a curated record
UUUCUUUAUCUGUAAUACUCUCUAUCAGUCAAACCCACACCAAACCCAAACAUUUUCUCCCAUCUCUCUCUGUUUUCUCUCUGUUCGUCUCUGAUCUCAUGGCAAUGGCACUCAGACCCAUCGACAAUGCUCUCCCAAUUACACCAGAAAGGCCCAAGAAGCCAACCAAAGUUGCUCUUCCGAUUCAAAAUCAAUCUGAUUUGGGCGUAAAUGAUGAAAACAAGGCUCCACUUCCGGCGGCAACCGCUGAAGCCACCAUUGAUUAUAUCUCCUCAGAGAAUCUCAAACCCAUUUCAGACCCUGAUUCCAAGAUUCAGAGCUUGAUUGAAGGACUGGAUUCAAAGGAUUGGACCAAAGUCUGCGAGUCUCUGAACAAUGCUAGGCGUUUUGCUCUGUUUCACUCUGCUCUUUUGGUGCCUACUCUAGAGAAAGUGAUGGUGGUACUUGUUAAGUCUAUGAAGAAUCCGAGGAGUGCUCUGAUCAAGACCUCCAUCAUGGCUUCGGCCGAUUUCUUCACUGCCUUUGGUGACAGUUUGCUUGACUCCACCACCUCUGAUGCAUUUGACCAAUUGCUGCUGCAAUUGCUGCUGAAGGCCUCACAAGACAAGAGGUUUGUUUGUGAAGAAGCAGACAAGGCGCUAAGCGCAAUGGUGAAGUCCUUGACUCCUCUGCCUCUGCUUCAUAGGCUUAAAGCCUAUGUCACCCAUGCCCACCUCAAAGUCAGAGCCAAAGCUGCCAUUUCCAUCUCAACUUGUGUCUCUAAGAUGGGGCUGGAAGGAAUGAAAGAUUAUGGACUGGUUGCUCUGAUUAAAAUGGCUGCGGAUUCGCUGAAUGAUAGGCUGCCUGAGGCAAGAGAAGCGGCAAGGAGUAUUGUGACUUCGGUGUACAAUGCCUAUACUGAGAAUGAAGAGGAGAAGCAGGAGAUAUGGCUGAGCUUUUGCGAAUCUAAUUUGACACCAAUUCAUGCUCAUGCCAUGGUCAAGUUUACUUCUUCUCAGUAACUUCGAGAUUGCAGUGUUAAGUGGUGGUUCUGGUGGUAGUAGCCAGAUAUAAUAGUAGAGGAGUGCUAUUACCAGUUUCAUAUAGAAGCUGUUUUCACACAUUUUAAGUGGAUGGAUUUCUUUCUUUUUAAUGAAUUUGUUUGUCUUGUGAA